Colletotrichum truncatum is the source of this 237-nucleotide messenger RNA. RefSeq lists its product as uncharacterized. Gene Ontology annotation, cellular component: kinetochore; nucleoplasm. NCBI's taxonomy places the organism in Eukaryota, Fungi, Ascomycota, Sordariomycetes, Glomerellales, Glomerellaceae. Gene Ontology annotation, biological process: mitotic cell cycle; kinetochore assembly; chromosome segregation. Gene Ontology annotation, molecular function: protein heterodimerization activity. The record is from RefSeq and is a predicted model, not a curated record.
AUGGCGCCUGGUCAGAAAGCAUACCCGCGCGGGACGGUCAAAAAGAUUGUUAAAGCCCAUUCAAACUGCAAUCUCAGCAAGAAUGUUGAUGUCAUGAUCUACCUAGAUUAUGUUCUUUUCAUGCAGACCCUCAUUAAAGAGGCAGCCAUUGAGUCCAAGAAAUCCGGUGAGAGGGGUAUCACUGCUAGGAGCGUGAAGAAGGUCACCUCGGAUACCUUGACCAAGUUUAAGGGUUGA